Molecule: messenger RNA, 2346 nt
Organism: Pisolithus orientalis
Lineage: Eukaryota; Fungi; Basidiomycota; Agaricomycetes; Boletales; Pisolithaceae
Exons: 13
Coding region: 1-2346 (781 amino acids)
Source: RefSeq, a predicted model, not a curated record
AUGAUCAUAAAUUUUGUUGGUCCUGGCGACAAGGUUUACUGUAAUUAUCACGGCCAUUUUCUAACAGAUGAUGCUCCACUGCUGCUUCAUGUACAGGGAUUGCCAGAUGAUUGGGCUCUGUACUGCAGUCAAAUAGAAUUUGAACUUGCCAAGUUUCUUUUUAAACAUGCAGAAAUGCUGGCAAACCAAAUCAACACAUUGCUUGAAAUCUGGGCCACAUCAUUGCUCAAGUUAGGUGGCAACCCACUAUUUACCAACCACAUGGAUCUCUAUCAUGUAAUAGACAGCAUGUCUGUUGGCACAGUCAAGUGGGAAAACUUCAAAAUCACUUACAAGCACAAGCGGGAUGGACAGGAUGAACUGGAUGAGCAGGACAAAGUGAUUGAACUGGGUGGUCCAGACCCCUGUCAAGUUAUCCACAACCUCCUUGGACAUGCUGACAUUAAGGAUGAAAUGGACUUUGUACCAUACCAGGAGUUUGAUGCCACAAGUGACCAGAGGCAUUGGGAGGAUUUUAUGUUGGGCAACUGGGCCUGGGAUGAAGUGGACAAGAUUAUCAGUGAUAACCCAUCAGUAGGCAGAGCAACAUUAGUUCCCAUCAUCCUUGGCAGUGACAAGACCACUGUUUCUGUUGCAACUGGGCAAACAGAUUACUACCCACUCUAUCUUUCCAUUGGAAAUGUGUGCAACACUGCUUGUUGUGCACACUGUGAUGUGGUAGUGCUCAUUGGAUUUCUUGCAAUGCCAAAGAUGUUCUGUAAAUUCAAGAAGCAGCUCUUUCAUUCAUCACUGGCAAGCAUUCUUUGGUCACUUGGUCCUGCAAUGACAGCUCCAGAAACAGUACUAUUUGCUUACAUAGCUGACUAUGAAGAGCAGGUCCUCCUGUCAUGUAUUGUGUGUAAAUGGUGUCUGAAAUGUCUUGCACAUCAGGAGAAUCUUGAUGAAGAUGCACUCUGGUGUCACUGUGAGCACACUGAAUUGAUCAUCAGGGAGUUGGGUGCUCUGACACUUUGGGAUGAGUAUGGCAUUGAUGGAGAUAUAGUGCCAUUUACAAGUGGGUUUCCAUGUGUGGACAUCCAGAGAAUGCUUUCACUGGACAUUCUCCAUCAACUCAUCAAGGGUGGAUUCAAAGAUCAUCUGGUUGACUGGGUGGAAAGGUAUCUCACCCAUACUCAUGGAAGGAGUGCCACAGAAAAAAUACUGGAUGAUAUUGAUCGAAGGUGCCAACACUUUAAACAAUGGACUGGCAAUGACUCCAAAGGCCUCAUGAAGGUAUAUAUUGCAGCCAUUGAAGGCUAUGUCCCACAGGAUUUUUGUUACCUCAUCCACCGAAAUGUUAUCACCAAACCAACUCUUGCUGUGAUUGGGGAUGCACUUGCAUGCUUCCACUCAUAUUGUGAAGUCUUCUGGAAUGCUCAAGUAGUCGCUACAUUUUCAUUACCCCAGCAACAUGCUAUGAAGCAUUGUCCCUAUCUUAUAUGCCAGUUUGGCAUGCCGAAUGGGCUCUGUUCAUUGAUUACCAAGUCCAAACAUAUCAAAGCAGUCAAGUGGCCUUAUCAGUGUACUAACUGCUUUCAGGCUCUUGGACAGAUACUUGUGAUCAACCAGAGGCUUGACAAAUUUGCUGCAGUGUGUGCAGACUUUGAAAAGCAUGGCAUGUUGAGAGGGACUUGCCUGUCACAUGUGCUUGUGACUCUAGACCUACCAUAUGCCUUUGCUCAUGGCUUCAUGUCAAGGAAUAUGAGGGACCUAGCAACUGAACUUAACAUACCCCAGCUCCUUGAUAUCUUGUGCUGCUUUCUUCAAUCGCAGCUUCAGCAAGACAACCACAAUCCAGAAGAUGUCCCCUUGGAUGAAUGUCCCUUUUAUGAUGGAUGUAUCUGUGUCUACAACUCUGCAUCCUUGACGUUCUAUGCACCCAGUGACAUGAGUGGCCUCCACAGCAUGCAUUGCAAACACAUAUGUUGUUCCUCUACAUGGAGGAACAAAGGCCCCCAUUAUGACUGUGUUUUUGUUAUGACUAAUCCUCAUGUGGAGGGCAUGCUUGGUCUGGAUGUUGCUCAUUACCUAGGCACGGAGUAUCCUUGUGCGAUUGUAUGUUGGUUUGACCAUAUAGGAGAUGGCCCAGAUACCUGCACAGGAAUGUGGAUAGUUUGUGUGCACAAUGCCCAAGACAUCACUAUCAUCCACAUUGAUACUAUCUAUUGCACAGCUCAUCUCAUUCCUGUAUAUGCGAACCACCAAAUUGACCCAGCAAGCAUCAAGCCUAAUGAAUCAUAUGACAAGUUUCUCCAUUACUAUGUGAAUAAAUUUGCUGACCAUCAUGCAUUCAAAAUUGCAUCCUAA